AUGUUACCAAUACUAUGGAGUUCUGCAUUUCAUCGAAGUUGUCAAGAAGUUAAUUAUGAUUAAAACUUAACAUUUUGUGGGAUAUUCACAAAUGCUCCAAAUUUUUAAUCUGAAAAAUGAUGCUUGUUACAUUUCAGUCAAAUUUUUAAACUCUAAACAAUCUGCAAAAAUUAUUGGCUUAUCCUGUAUUGCGAGGUGUUCCGAAGAAUCUGAAGCAGACGAUGGAAAAUGUAAGGUGUUAACGUCGAAAAGAAGGAGAUUUUAACUUAAUUUCUAAUGAUGCAACAACUGAGAGAAAAACAGCAACCUUUUUUUAAACCCCUUUCCUUCAAUGAACAAAAUGUGAAUGAAAAAAACCGGUUUGAGACUUCACAGGCAUCCCAAGUACAAGUGCACCCAAAGUUCCAGCAAAAUUCAGCACAAUUUCAGAUCAAUAAAGUGAGAGAAAAUGAACAGUCUCAGCUGCAAGAACAGGGUCAGAGCAAUGAGAGAAUCUCCUCUCUACACGUCAAACUACAGCAGGAGGCUGAUCGCAUCAGGAAGUGGAAAGUCCAAACUGAAAUAGAGAUCAAGCAAAAAGACAAGAAAAUCAAAGAAGCUACACAUACCAUUGAGAACCUAAGAAAGUCAAUCCUUGAGCUUCAGCUUCAAAAUGAAAGCCUUAGUCUCCGACUUCAAGAAGAAAUUAGCAGUAGAGAGGAAAUUCUCCACAGGAUAGAUGCAACGAGAGAAAUGUGUAACCUCCUUAAAGACCAUUCAGCUGUAACUGAAGAACGAUUACAAAAGUGUGAAACAGAGAGAACUGAGCUGAAAUACCUUGAGAAGCAACAUGUGAAACAAUUUGAGGAAUUGUCCGAGAGGUUUAAUGGCCUUGAUAUUACAUCAAGGAAAGAAAAAGAAGAAUUAACUGAGAAAUUGACAGCAGAGUUGAAUAAAAGAGAAGAAUUGCAAGUAGAACUAAAAAAUCAGAAAGAAGAAAUGAAAACCACAUUGAAUGAGUUGAUGAAACAGUGUGAUGAGAAAGAUGAAGAGAUUCGUGAUGUCAGAGCAGAACUCUGCAAGAAUGAAGAUCAAAUACAUAAAAUGAACUCUGUGAUAGAUGGAUUGCAAAGUGAGAUAGGAGGUUUGCAUUGUGAGUUGGAACAAAAACAGAGCUGUAUCACAGAAUCUGGAGAAAGACUGAAUAAAAUAAUGGAAGAUUAUGGAAAAUUGGAGGAAAAAUUGACAGAAACAAGCAAAUCUUUAGCAGAAAGCCAGAGCAGUCAAUUGGUAUUAAAGGAGAAGUUUGAGACAAACAAAUGUACAUACACUGAGGAAGUAAAUACUCUUAGAUGUCAUCUUGAAAACUUAACCUGUGUAUUGGAUAAAGAGAGGUCAAGGGUGUCGGAACUAGAGACUUCCCUGAGGACAAUGGAACACUUGGUGGAAGAUUUAAAGAGUGCAAAAGAUAUUUUAACAAUGGAGAAAAGUGAGGUUGAAAGCAAAAUACAAGAAAUGUUUGGAGAAAAGACUGCCAUGCUUCAAGAAAAAGAAAUGCUUGUAAUAGAAAAAGCAUCCUUAACAGCUGAAAUAGGAGAACUAAGUUCAGAACUAGCAAAAUACAAGGGAGAAAACUUUGACCACCAGACUGAAUUGCAGAGUCUUAACAACUGUUAUGAACUGUUAUUAGAAGAAAAGAAGAAGAUCAAAGAAGAGUUAGAUGCACUGAAUCAAGAAGUCCUUGAAAGAGAAGCAAAAUUUCAAGAUAUAAGAAAAUUAUAUGCAGAGAAGAUGGAUGCAUCUUCAGCCCAAUCUGAAGAACUUGCAAAAAUUUCGAAGAUGCUUGAUGAUGAAAGAAAAGUGAAUGAGAACCUACAUUUGAAAAUCAAAGAAGAUGAGGAACUGAUAUUGAGCUUUAAUUCAGAAAUAGAUAACAAUAAAGCUGAGAUCAAUCAACUGAAUAAGGAAGUCAAGUCGUUGUCAAAAAAAGAGAAAGUCUUGCAGAGUCAGAUAGAAAAGUUGAAAGAAGCUGAAAAACAAUAUGAAGAAAAACUGGAAAAUGUACAGAAAGAGCUGGAAAUUGCUUUGGAAGAAAAUGAAGCUUUAAAAUCUGAGAAAGAAGAACAGGACAAGAAUCUAAAUGGAGAAUUAGAAACAAUGUCAAAGGAAACGGGAAAGCUAGAACAGAAAAUGAGGAGUCUUAAGGAUGAUCUUUCUGCGAAAAAUAAACAUUCAAAGGAACUAGAAAAAGAGAUUAGAAGCUUGAAAUCCAAGUUAACUUCUCAAACAAAAGCAAAUGAGAGUCGGGACAAGGAAAUUGAGGAACUGACAAGCGAGAAGGACAAAUGUCAUGCAGAAUUACAAGAACUGCAGGCUGCAUGUGAGGAAUUGAGGGUUAGCAUGGAGAAAGAGAAAAACUUCACCAAAGAUGCCAAAAAGGAGGUCAAGGACAUAAAGAAACAGUUUGCUGACAUGCUGAAGGAGAAGGAGGUCACAGAGAAGAGAUGUGAACACGAGAUACAGGAGCUGAUGUCAACCAUGGAGAAGUUCCACCAAACCAAUGGAAAGCUUGUGGAGGACAAAGACAAGGAAAUAGAAAAUCUAAAGAAAGAAAUCAGUAAACACAAAGACCUAUCAAAGUCUGAGAAUGAUGCAGCUGUGCUUGAACUUCAGAAUGAAAUGGAGCAAAUGCAAAGUCAUCUGAACAUGUCUAAUGAAAGUGUGAAGUCUUUACAAAGAGAAAAUGAAGACUUGCACAUAAGAGUGAAGAAAUUUGAAGAGAGCAUUGAUAAGAAAGAUACAGAGUUGACACAAUUGCAAUCUGAAAUCGACCAGUUUAAAAGAAAAAUGGAGUCUUGUGAAGAGGAUAUGAAUAAUGCAGAAAAAGAGAACAAAGACUACAAGGCAAAACUGAGGAGAUUUGAAAAUGACUUGCAUGAUAAGGAAUCAGAAAUACAGGAAUUGAUGACAAAGAUAAAUGACCUGAAAGUAGAAAAAAGAGAACCUAAUUCAUCUUUGAAGCUUAAGAAAAAGUCAAAUGGCAAUCAGUCCAUUAAAGAAAAUGUUCCAUCCACUCCCAAUGUUUCCACUGUUUCUUCUGAAGAUGAAGCUGUAACUAAAGUCAGCAAUAUCAAGAUGACACCUAAAGUCCUUACAGUGAAUAAAUCCAAUUGCACUACUCCAAAGUACACUCCAUCAAGUCAGAAAAAACAAAAUAUCAAAAGACCAAGCCCUACUGCAAACAAGACUGCUACCCCUAUGUUAGCAGCACUGAAGACUCCUCAGAGGAGUAUUCUGAAAGCAGAGAGUGGAAAUUCAAUUGUCAAAAAGAGGAGGGUGGUGUUUGCAUCUGAUGAUGAAAAUGGAUCUGAUUCUUCAUCUUCAGAGAUGAUGGAAGUUGAGAUUAAUGAAAUAGAGAGUCGACUUAAAUCAACAACUCCUAAGAUGACCCCAUUACUGUUGAAACCAUCUCCAAGGGUAAAAACUCCUGACCGGACUGUGGACAGUGAAAGUGAUGAUGAUAGUGAUAACAACUACCCACACAAUCCCAAACAACUGGCCCUGAAUCGAGUUCCAAGGGCUUCAGCAGCUACAAAUAAAAAAAAAAGAAAUGAAGUAACCAAAACUCGAAAGAUUGAUGAUGACUAUGAAAAGACUGCUUCAUCAGAUAAAUCUCAGAAUAUCAGAAAGGCCCCAUCUAAACCUCAAGGGAAGUUCUUCCUGACUUCUCCCAAAGAGAGGCUCAAGAAUCAGAAGAAAAAUUCAAAGCUGGCCAAACUUAAGAGAACUGAAGACUCCUGGUUUGAAAUGGAUUCAAUUUUUGGCUUUGAAGACUAGUCAUAUAAAAUUGACUUAAAGUUUGCUGGGUUUUUUCCUCCAAAUGUAGAGUACGUUAUCCAACAAAUGAUUUAGUUGUUGAUUACUGGUACAUUUCAUACGAAGAUUAUUUGCUGGUUGACUUUCAAAAUAUAUCUUUGAUUAAGCUGUGAUGUCUACUAAUUGUGAUAAGAAAUACUGUGAUAUGGUAUCAUAUAUACUUACUGUUUACAGAUGUAUAUUUGUUAACUUUAUUUGGAAAAAAACCUAAAAUAACUACUGAAAGAGAUAGGUAAUUACAUGUACAACAUUGCCAUCUUCCUUGAAUUGAAGCCUGUGAUAAGUCUACAUGUAUGUCUUAUCUAUUUAAUGUUUAUUUUUAUAUUGCCCUCUGUCCAUGAGAAAUUUUCUUUACUGUUGGUUAAUGUGUUCAAUAAAUCAUCGUAUAAUAUUA
Messenger RNA from Magallana angulata, 4249 nucleotides. Its product is annotated as synaptonemal complex protein 1-like. Gene Ontology annotation, biological process: synaptonemal complex assembly. Gene Ontology annotation, cellular component: synaptonemal complex. NCBI's taxonomy places the organism in Eukaryota, Metazoa, Mollusca, Bivalvia, Ostreida, Ostreidae. The record is from RefSeq and is a predicted model, not a curated record. Bases 277 to 3816 code for a protein of 1179 amino acids. The transcript has 33 exons.